Molecule: messenger RNA, 1650 nt
Organism: Cadophora gregata
Lineage: Eukaryota; Fungi; Ascomycota; Leotiomycetes; Helotiales; Ploettnerulaceae
Exons: 3
Coding region: 461-1312 (283 amino acids)
Source: RefSeq, a predicted model, not a curated record
UGCAUCAUUAGUCAGCAGCGGUCUUGUCAUGACGCUAUCUUGCUUCCAAGGAUUCCAACAUUUUGGCGGUUUCUUUGAUGCUGACAACUUUCAAACACAAUUUCCAACCUACAGUAACACCUUUAAAAGACCAUUACUGGCAAGCCAGCAAUUAAUAAUUUCCUUGUGGCAGUAUACCGGGCUUCAAGGAGAGCUAGUGAACCACUUGUUUGGGGAGUCUCCUGUCGCCGGGCUUGGGCUGAAGACCAUUCGGCUAUAUUGUUGACAUCUCACUCCCACAUAAAGUUCCACAUCCCGUACUUCGUGUCUUUGAUCUCUUCGACACUAUUCGAUGUCUCUGUUUAAGGUAAGCAGACGUUCUCACUUCAAUCAAGCAAUACGCUCAGCUUUCUAGAAAGUCCUCGGCGCAGCUCAUUCCUCCAAAUUCGCUACACCAAAACCACCAGCACCCGCCGCAAGCAUGUCUCCUACAAUGGAUAUCCAGCUUCAGAAUCGAACAAAGGCCAGUAAUGUCUAUGCUUAUAUCACUGGUCUCGCACUCGACAAAGGAAAUCACGUAUGCUUGAUGAAAGCCGACGGCAAAACUCCGUACUAUCCUGACUCACCUUCGGAUAUCCUUCAACCAUUGUCGGAAAAUUGUUCGAUUAAACUGGGUGCUCCGGGGAGUACGAUCACGGUCACCAUUCCCCAGCUUGCUGGAGGUCGUAUUUGGUUCUCCGUUGAUACUGAAUUGAAGUUUCUGGUCAAUCCUGGCCCUGCUCUCGUCGAGCCAUCAAUAUCAAAUCCCAGCGAUCCAAAUAUCAACUUGACCUGGGACUUUUGUGAAUUUACAUUCGCGAACAAUUCAAUCUACGCGAAUAUCAGUUAUGUGGACUUUGUCAGCUUGUCGGUGUCAUUGACGCUCACACCUAAAGAUGGGGCGGAGCAGAAAGUCCUUGGAUUGAAACCAGACGGAUUCCAACAUAUAGUUGAUGGCUUAAGAGCACAAGAUAACAAAGAUUGGAGUAAGCUUGUCUAUGAAGCCAAUGGAAAAUCUCUACGAGUCAUGAGUCCCAACAAUGGAAUCGUAAUGGCGGGAGGAAAUCUCUUCAAAGGCUAUUUCGAGCCCUACGUCAAUCAAGUCUGGGACAUGUACAGCAAAUGCCAUCUCGCAAUCGACACACACGCCCAAUGGGGUAAAGUCGGCGGGCACUGCGGAAGCGGCGAGCUCGAGUUUCCCGGCAUAGGUUCUUUCUGCAAACCAUCCACAGCAGAUAUCUUUGGAUGCAGUUCUGGUCCAUUUGCUAACAAUGCUGGGCUUUGGGACCGCUGACUGCGAGGAUCAGUGCAGGGUUUAAUCGGACGACCCUGUUGAACGAACAGGUCCAUCCAAAUGCCGAGAAGGUUGUCGAUUUUUACAAGUUGCCGGUCACGAAUCAUUAUGCGAGGUUGGUGCAUGAGGCGAAUAUUGAUGGGAGGGGUUAUGCGAUUCCUUAUGAUGAUGUGCCAGCUGGGGGUGGUGGGGUCGAUCAGUCUGGAUAUGUCAAUGGGAGUCCCAAGUCUUUCCUGGUGACUAUUGGAUAACGUGCAAGGUAGAAGAUACAUAAUGAUCUAAUAACCUAAGCAAAGCCUUACAUCCUCAGAUGUCAUGAAUAUACUCGUUUCCAUAGC